AUGGUAGCCCAUCAGGUGAGUUUCAUUUGGAAAGGGGCCUCAGACAAGGCGAGCCUGUCACCUUUCCUCUUCCUGAUUGUAGCGAAAGGACUUAAUUUGAUCACCAAUAGAGCCAUUCAUCAAAGGCUGCUGGAACCGUUUGUUUUCAGGAGCAACGGUCUUUCUGUCUCACACUUGCAGUAUGCAGACGAUACGGUUUUUGUGGCCUCCGGGAAAAGUGAAAAUGCCUGGGUUCUCAAGAGUAUCCUGAAAAUUUUUGAAGCUCUGUCGGGUCUUAAAGUUAACUUUGAUAAAAGCAAUAUCUUUGGGAUUGGAGUUCCGAGCCCCUUGAGAGUUCAGAUGGCAAAUACUCUUAAUUGUCAAGUUGGUGAGUUUCCUACUAAAUUUUUGGGUAUCUUGAUUGGUGCUCGUUUGUCUCGAGUAGCAGAGUGGAGCUAUUUAGUUGAGAAAAUUAAGAGGAAAAUCAAAUUUUGGCAGAAUCGGAAGUUGUCUUUUGCCGGGAGAAUUACGUUGUUGCGCUCUAGUGAUGAGUGGGUUUUUGUGGGGGGAGAAGGAACAGAGGGUAGAAAGAUCCAUUGGGUUAAAUGGGAGGAUUUAGGUGAGGAUGUUCGAGAGGGAGGGCUGGGUAUUAAAGACUUGGAGAGUUUUAAUAAGGCUCUCAUGGCUAAAUGGAUUUGGCGGUUGUUGACAGAGAGGGAGUCUUUUUGGGUUCGUGUGGUUCAAGCUAGUAAGGGGGAGAUCGGGUGGGAUGGUGAGGGCCUUUGUUUCGAAAAAAAGAGAGAGGUUAAAUCGUGGUGGUGGAAGAGGGUGGUUAGUUUAAGCGGAGGGGACGGGGGGAAAUGGUUGAGGGAUAAUCUGAUGUUGAAGGUGGGGGAGGGAGAUUCUAUACAGUUUUGGAAUCAUUGUUGGGUGGGGGGUAAAAGCUUGAAAGAAAGGUUCCCAAGUCUUUUCCGAUUGAGUGGUAAUCAAGAAGGGUACAUCAAGAAUAUGGGCUCUUGGGUCGAAGGUGUUUGGGAGUGGAAGCUUGAGUGGACUAGAGAUUUGAGGGGUAGAGAUUUGAGUCAUGCUUCUAACCUUCUUGCAUGUUAUCAAUCUUUUCAAGGUGAAUGCAGGUGUUAA
Messenger RNA from Salvia miltiorrhiza (redroot sage), 1119 nucleotides. RefSeq lists its product as uncharacterized. The record is from RefSeq and is a predicted model, not a curated record. The coding region runs from base 1 to 1119 and encodes 372 amino acids. The transcript has 2 exons. Lineage: Eukaryota; Viridiplantae; Streptophyta; Magnoliopsida; Lamiales; Lamiaceae.